This is a messenger RNA of Ricinus communis (castor bean), 891 nucleotides long. RefSeq lists its product as uncharacterized. The coding region runs from base 249 to 755 and encodes 168 amino acids. The record is from RefSeq and is a predicted model, not a curated record. The transcript has a single exon. NCBI's taxonomy places the organism in Eukaryota, Viridiplantae, Streptophyta, Magnoliopsida, Malpighiales, Euphorbiaceae.
UAAGUCAAGAAAUUAUGUAACCUAAGCAAACCCAAAUCCCCUUUGACUUUGAACAUGAUGCACAGCCAGGUUAGCAAUGCACCACCAUCAAUGGCACUUUGGCAAUUUGGGUAAUGCAAAAGGGUAAAUGCACAACAUCACCACUAUAUCAAUGCUGGAAUUUUCCUCUGGGUUCAUACCAUCCUACUACAUCUCUAGCAAGUUUAAGGUGAUUUAGGAAGAAAUAACAAGAAACCCAGUUCGAUAAAAUGUCUCUAGUCACAGAAGAGAUCAAGGCCAAAGCUGAGGUCUAUCAUGGAGAUGAAAUCUGCCAAGAGAAAACAAAGUUGUUGCUCAAGGAAGUAGGCCUACCAAAUGGGCUCUUGCCUUUGCAUGACAUUGAAGAAUGUGGGUAUGAGAAGGAGUCAGGAAUUGUGUGGCUAAAGCAAAAGAAGAGCAUAAACCACAAGUUUGAAAAGAUUGGAAAGCUUGUGAGUUAUGCAACUGAGGUCACUGCUGUGGUGGAGAAAUUCAAGAUCAAGAAACUAACUGGAGUGAAGACAAAGGAGCUCUUGGUUUGGGUUUCAUUAAGUGACAUCUAUCUUGAUGAUCCACCGACUGGAAAGAUCACUUUCCAGACUCCUGCUGGUCUCUAUAGAUCUUUCCCAGUUUCAGCUUUUAUGGUUGAGGAAAAAGAAACCAAGGAUGUGAAGGAAGAAAACAAGGAAGUUAAGGAUGUGAAUGCUGCUGCAGCUGUGGAAGUGAAAGAUGUGUGAGUUGAUUUAGUUGUCUCUUAAAUCUUGACACAAAACAAGGCUUUACUUGCUUUGUCUUUCCUAUCAUAAUUACCAAUUCUGAUGUAUCACCUGUUUUAGUUCUUGCUGGUAAUAAAAUGCUUUUAAUACUUCCUAA